Molecule: messenger RNA, 7739 nt
Organism: Homo sapiens (human)
Lineage: Eukaryota; Metazoa; Chordata; Mammalia; Primates; Hominidae
Gene: DHX34
Product: DExH-box helicase 34
Exons: 16
Coding region: 3717-7148 (1143 amino acids)
Molecular function (GO): ATP binding; nucleic acid binding; ATP hydrolysis activity
Source: RefSeq, a predicted model, not a curated record
GCUCUUGGGACCGGAAGUUAAGGCGUUCGCGGCGUGUGGUAAGUGAGGGGGGCGGGACGGGUGUACCGGGUUGUGGCGGCGAUGGCUGUCGGAGUUGGGCCGCUUGGGGGUAGUUUGGGGUGCGAGUCCAGGGGCGAGGGAAGUCUCGAGAUGAGGAGAAAUGUAGGAGGCAGCCGAAGGGCCGGCAAACGCGGACAGAGAUGGCACCUGAGCGUCCCUGGGAGAACCUGGGCGACAGGCCAGAGACCGAAAGAAAUGGAGGCACGAAAAGAAGCUUCGAGAAACUGAGGGACUGAAAGACGAGGGUGUUGGGAGAGGAGGGAAGCUGAAAACUAGAGAGCGUGGGCGAGAGUGCCGAUGGGUUCCAGCGAGAGUCUUAGAGCCCACGAGGCCGAGAGGCGUGGUCGCCCAUGAACUUGGGGAGUGGAGGGAAAAGUCGGAAACUGAUCGUGGACACUAGAAACAGAAAAAAUGGAAUUUAGAUGGAGAAACGAGACACUGAAUCACGGGGGAGACCGAGAGAUACGGAAGGAUGGAGACAGUUGAAAUAGGAAGAACCCCACAAAAGCUGGAGAUAAUGGAGAACGAUGCUGAGAAAUGGAAAAGCGAGGGAGUGGAGCCCGAACCCCUGGAUUUGAGUGGCUCAUGUAACACUCGGCUACUCACUUAGCCUCUCUAUUGCUCAGUAAAAUAGGGGGUGAUCAUAGUGCCUGACAGUCGUGAGAAAAGUGUGUGUGUGUAUGUACAUAGGUGUGGGAUAGGAAUAGAUCAUGCAGAUAGGAUAGGUCUGUGUGUUAAUGUGAGUAAGUAAGCAUGAGCUAUUACUAAAGCUUCUGAUAUUGGGAGAUAAAGUAUUAGAUGGGGAAAUGGAGAGAGGUGGUGAUGGAGAGUGAAUACUGGAAGGACAAAAGGGAGGAAAAAAAGAUUCAAACAGAAAAUGAGAAAGGGCGUGGUGACUCACUCCUGUCAUCCACAGCACUUUGGGAGGCUGCGGUGGGAGGAUCACUUGAGCUUGGGAGGUCGAGGCUGCUGUACGCCGUGAUUGUGCCACUGCACUUCAGGCUGGGUGACAGAGUGAGACCCUGUUUCAAAAAAACAAAAAUGAAUUUUUUUUUUUUUUUUUUGAGAUGGAGUUUCGCUCUUGUUGCCCAGGCUGGAGUGCAGUGGUGCGAUCUUGGCUCACUGCAACCUCUGCCUCCUGGGUUCAAGCGAGUCUCCUGCCUCAGCCUCCAGAGUAGCUGGGAUUACAGGCAGGUGCCACCACCCUGGCUAAUUUUGUAUUUUUAGUAGAGACGGGAUUUUUCCAUGUUCGUCAGGCUGGUCUCGCACUCCCGACCUCAGGUGAUCUGCCUGCCUCAGCCUCCCAAAGUGCUGGGAUUAUAGGCGUGAGCCACCAUGCCCGGCCUGAAAAAGCAUUUUUUUUUUAAUGAGAAAGAUGGAGAAAGUCAAAUGGAGAACUGAAGAGAGAUGGAGAAAGGAAGAGUUGGAUUACAGAGAAAAAUCAGACUACAGAAUGACUCAUAAGUGAAGAGAGAUGCGAGCUGACUAGGACAGGGAAGAGAGAUGAGGGUGAUGAUGAACAAGACGGACUGAAAAAGAGACAGAGGCCUGAAGAUGGAGUGGAGAGAGAUGGAGGGGACAGAGGGGGAAACAAACCCACUGAAGGCCAUGAGCCCAGGGCAAAUAGGCCAAGAGACCAAAAGAUGGUCAGAGACACAGUUAUACAGAAACUAGAAGAUGCAGACAAUCUAGAAGCCAAAAAAGAUAGAUACCUUGAGAGGAGCGGGAUGCUGUCAGUGGGGCCCAGCAUGCAUAAGCAGUUUCUAGCCUCAGAAGAAUGCUCUCAUUUUCUUUUUCUUUUUUUUUUUUUUUUUUUUUUUUUGAGACAGAGUCUCGCUCUGUUGCCCAGGCUGGAGUGCAGUGGCUCAGUCUUGGCUUCCUGCAAGCUCUGCCUCCAGGGUUCGAGUGAUUCUCCUGCCUCAGCCUCCCGAGUCGCUGGGACUACCCGAGUAGCCAGGUGCCCGCCACCACACCUGGCUAAUUUUUUUUCUCCAGCCUGGGUGACAGAGCAAGACUCCAUCUCAAAACAAAAAAGACUCCAACUGUAAGCAAAAAGGCAUUUUCUGGUGUAGCUGAGAAGUGGGGGGUUGAAGGGAACUAAGCUUCAAGACCUAAAUGAUGUUGCCAAGCUUCUCUUCCUCUCCCUCUUUCACCUCUCCCUGUGGUGCAGUGACCAUUCUUGUGCCUGUAUCUAGUUAUUUCUCUAGGAUAGAUUUUAGGAAAGACUCUGUCAUGUUCCAGAGCUACCACAAAGAGCUCCAGGCUUAUAUCAAACUUGCCUGAUUAUGAUGGAUAAAAUGAGAGCUUUUCUGUCCUAGCAACCGAGUGUAAAUUCCACAAAAGGGCCCUGAUUGGCCCUUCUUGGAUCAUGUGUCCGCUUCUCAGGCCAAUCCUUGGUUAGAGGGGGAGUAGACUACUAAGACUGGCCAGGUCUUUGUUACUUGCCUACCCAAUAGGGGUUCUUUGUCUUAAAGGCCCUCAGAACCAUGUAGAAUCGAGGAAGGGCUGUUGUCCAAAGGAAGGUGGAUACUGUCCUCAGAAAAGAAGUAAAGGGUUGUGCCAGGCAGGCAAAAAUUACAUAUAACACUUGCAAAAUUUUGCCUUUUAUCUCAAUGUUCUGAAUCUCACUGGACCCCGGGUGAAGAACCCUUGCCUUAUUCUUUUCAUUAUAUCACACCUCUCUCCUAUUACUGCCUGUGGAGACAAGGUUCUGCUGUUGGUUGGCCAUGUGACCUACAUCUCUCCUUUAGGUCUCAGGUGAAACAUCCCCUCCUCCCAGGAUCCUUCCCUGAUUCCCAAGCAUGGGAAGGAGGAGGAACCUCCUUUGGUGUCCCACAGCUCCCUAGGAUUCUGUUAUCACAGUCCCCAUCACUGGAUUGUCACAGUCUGAUGACGUGUGUGUCACAUGAGAGAUCAUGUGAUCAUGGCCGUCUGUGAGGACUCUGGUAGUCAUAUUCAUUACCUCCUUUUUCUAGUUCAGUGCUUAAGAAACAGGCUGUUAGAAAUGUUUCUAAAAAUGGGCUGGGCAUGGUGGCUCACACUGGUAAUCCCAACACUUUGGGAGGCUAAGGUGGGGGAAUUGCUUGAGCCCAGAAGUUUGAUAUCAACCUGGGCAACAUAGUGAGAUCUCAUCUCUACAAACAGUAAAAAAUUAGCUGGGUGUGGUGGCAUGUGCCUGUAGUCCCAGCUGCUCGGGAGGCUGAGGCGGGAGGAUCGCUUGAGUCCAGGAGGUCGAGGCUGUGGUGAGCCAUGAUUACGGCACUGCACUCCAGCCUGGGAAACAGAGUGAGACCCUGCCUCAAAAAGAAAAAAACAAAACAAAACCAAAAAAAGCAAUGUUCCCAAAAGAGAAUUAAUGUCUUCUGUUCUCUCUCUUAAGAAUCCAGGGCCUGAAAACCCAGAAUGAACUUGUGUCCAUCCCAGAGAUCACUGCAGAUGUCAUGAGGUACCCUUUGUGUCACCAGCUCAAGCAGGCCUCUGGCCACUUUAUCAUCUGUGGUGGUCCUGUGCCGUGACCAGGAGGAAAAAUUAGCUCUUUGAAGAGAAAGUAGUUCUCUAUUGCAGGCACUGGCCUCUUAAAUUGUUGCAGGUGGGGAAUGGAUGAGAAUAUUUGUUUUGGGUGAUCAGAACUGAGACUCCUAUUGUGGAUUAGUAACAUGCCUCCUCCUAGAACAAGGGAGGGCAGGGAUCGCCGAGACCACCACCGGGCUCCCAGCGAGGAAGAGGCCUUGGAGAAAUGGGACUGGAAUUGUCCAGAGACGCGUCGCCUCUUGGAAGAUGCCUUCUUCCGUGAAGAGGAUUACAUCCGUCAGGGUUCUGAGGAAUGUCAGAAGUUUUGGACCUUCUUUGAACGCCUGCAGAGAUUCCAGAAUCUCAAGACCUCCAGGAAGGAGGAGAAAGACCCUGGACAGCCCAAGCACAGCAUCCCAGCGCUGGCCGACCUACCUCGCACUUACGACCCACGUUACCGCAUCAACCUCUCUGUUCUUGGCCCUGCCACGCGGGGCUCUCAGGGACUGGGCAGGCACUUGCCCGCGGAGAGAGUGGCUGAGUUCCGCCGAGCCCUGUUGCACUACCUGGACUUUGGCCAGAAGCAGGCAUUUGGGCGUCUGGCCAAGCUGCAGCGUGAGCGGGCAGCCCUCCCCAUCGCCCAGUAUGGGAACCGCAUCCUGCAGACGCUGAAGGAGCACCAGGUGGUGGUAGUGGCCGGUGACACCGGCUGUGGCAAGUCCACUCAGGUGCCCCAGUACCUGCUGGCUGCUGGCUUCAGUCAUGUGGCGUGCACCCAGCCCCGGCGGAUCGCCUGCAUCUCACUGGCCAAGCGUGUGGGCUUUGAGAGCCUCAGUCAGUAUGGCUCACAGGUCGGCUACCAGAUCCGCUUUGAGAGCACACGUUCGGCGGCCACCAAGAUUGUAUUCCUGACAGUGGGGCUGCUCCUGCGACAAAUCCAGCGGGAACCCAGCCUGCCCCAGUAUGAGGUCCUGAUUGUGGAUGAAGUCCAUGAGCGGCAUCUCCACAACGAUUUCCUCCUGGGCGUCCUCCAGCGCCUGUUGCCCACGCGGCCUGACCUCAAGGUCAUCCUCAUGUCGGCCACCAUCAACAUCUCGCUCUUCUCCAGCUAUUUCAGCAAUGCCCCUGUGGUACAGGUGCCUGGGAGGCUGUUCCCCAUCACGGUUGUGUACCAGCCGCAGGAGGCGGAGCCGACCACGUCCAAGUCAGAGAAGCUGGACCCGCGGCCUUUCCUGAGGGUGCUGGAGUCCAUUGACCACAAGUACCCGCCUGAGGAGCGGGGUGACCUCCUCGUCUUCCUCAGCGGCAUGGCGGAGAUCAGCGCCGUGCUGGAGGCUGCCCAGACCUAUGCCAGCCACACCCAGCGCUGGGUGGUACUGCCACUGCACAGCGCCCUGUCUGUGGCCGACCAGGACAAGGUAUUUGAUGUGGCACCCCCUGGAGUCCGGAAAUGCAUCCUCUCCACCAACAUUGCUGAGACCUCAGUCACCAUUGACGGGAUCCGCUUCGUAGUAGAUUCCGGAAAGGUGAAGGAGAUGAGCUACGAUCCGCAGGCCAAGCUGCAACGGCUGCAGGAGUUCUGGAUUAGUCAGGCCAGCGCAGAGCAGCGGAAGGGCCGGGCGGGCCGCACGGGCCCCGGAGUCUGCUUCCGCCUCUAUGCCGAAUCGGACUAUGAUGCCUUCGCCCCCUACCCCGUCCCAGAAAUUCGGAGGGUGGCCCUGGACUCGUUGGUGCUGCAGAUGAAGAGCAUGAGUGUGGGGGACCCCCGAACCUUCCCCUUCAUCGAGCCCCCACCACCAGCCAGCCUGGAAACCGCCAUCCUCUACCUCCGGGACCAGGGGGCCCUGGACAGCUCAGAGGCCCUCACACCCAUUGGGUCCCUGCUAGCCCAGCUGCCUGUGGACGUUGUGAUUGGGAAGAUGCUGAUCCUGGGCUCCAUGUUCAGCCUGGUGGAGCCUGUGCUCACCAUCGCAGCCGCACUUAGCGUCCAGUCGCCCUUCACCCGCAGCGCCCAGAGCAGCCCAGAGUGCGCGGCAGCACGGCGGCCGCUGGAGAGCGACCAGGGUGACCCCUUCACGCUCUUCAACGUCUUCAACGCCUGGGUGCAGGUGAAAUCUGAACGGAGCAGAAACUCUCGCAAGUGGUGCCGCCGCCGGGGCAUAGAGGAGCAUCGACUGUACGAAAUGGCCAACCUUCGGCGCCAGUUCAAGGAGCUGUUGGAGGACCACGGGCUGCUGGCUGGGGCCCAGGCCGCGCAGGUAGGGGACAGCUACAGUCGGUUGCAGCAGCGCCGGGAGCGCCGGGCCCUGCACCAGCUGAAACGCCAGCACGAGGAGGGCGCGGGGCGCAGGCGCAAGGUGCUGCGGCUGCAGGAGGAGCAGGACGGCGGCUCCAGUGACGAGGACAGGGCUGGCCCAGCCCCCCCAGGGGCCAGUGAUGGCGUGGACAUCCAGGAUGUGAAGUUCAAGCUUCGGCAUGACCUGGCGCAGCUGCAGGCCGCUGCCAGCUCAGCCCAGGACCUGAGCCGCGAGCAGCUGGCUCUGCUGAAGCUGGUGCUGGGCCGGGGCCUGUACCCACAGCUGGCCGUCCCCGACGCCUUCAACAGCAGCCGAAAGGACUCAGACCAGAUUUUCCACACGCAGGCCAAGCAGGGCGCCGUGCUGCACCCCACCUGCGUCUUCGCUGGCAGCCCCGAGGUGCUGCACGCACAGGAGCUGGAGGCCAGCAACUGCGACGGAAGCCGAGACGACAAGGACAAGAUGAGCAGCAAACACCAGCUCCUCAGCUUCGUGUCCCUGCUGGAGACCAACAAGCCGUACCUGGUGAACUGCGUCCGCAUCCCUGCCCUCCAGUCCCUCCUGCUUUUUAGCCGGUCUUUGGACACCAAUGGUGACUGCUCCCGCCUGGUGGCCGAUGGCUGGCUGGAGCUGCAGCUAGCAGACAGUGAAAGUGCCAUCCGACUCCUGGCGGCUUCCCUGCGGCUCCGUGCCCGCUGGGAAAGUGCCCUGGACCGGCAGCUGGCGCACCAGGCCCAGCAGCAGCUGGAGGAGGAGGAGGAGGAUACGCCAGUCAGCCCCAAGGAGGUGGCCACCCUGAGCAAGGAACUCCUGCAAUUCACGGCAUCCAAGAUUCCUUACAGCCUCCGGCGGCUCACAGGGCUAGAAGUCCAGAACAUGUAUGUGGGACCCCAGACCAUCCCAGCCACCCCCCAUCUUCCUGGCCUCUUUGGCAGCUCCACCCUGUCCCCCCACCCCACAAAGGGGGGCUACGCAGUCACUGACUUCCUCACCUACAACUGCCUCACGAAUGACACAGACCUGUACAGCGACUGUCUCCGAACCUUCUGGACCUGCCCCCACUGUGGCCUGCAUGCGCCCCUCACGCCCCUGGAGCGCAUCGCCCAUGAGAACACCUGCCCCCAGGCCCCACAGGAUGGGCCCCCAGGGGCUGAGGAAGCUGCCCUCGAAACCCUCCAGAAGACAUCUGUCCUGCAGAGGCCCUACCACUGCGAGGCCUGCGGGAAGGACUUCCUCUUUACACCCACAGAGGUGCUGCGCCACCGGAAGCAGCACGUGUGAGCUGGGCCAGGAGCCCUGCCCACCUCCGUGCAGCUGACCUGCCCUCCAGCCCAGGACUAGGGGCAGGACUCUUGCCUGAACCCCCAGCCUGGGCUUAGCCCUGUGGUCCUGUCCCAGUGCAGAGGGCCUGGAGCACGGAUUGUGAAUAAAGCCUCACAUGCUGAUACACACUGUUAGGCCUGCACCUGCCCAUCCAGAAAGCAGCAGCUGCCUUGUUAGUCCUCCCCAGGGUCUAGCUUUCCUUCUUCCUGCUGCAGGGUGCUGCCUGAGGGGUCCUGGGUAGGAGGGGCGUUAGAGCCAGCAGGGACCUCCCAUGUCUCCAGAUUCCAGGUGCAGGUUCUUAGCACCUCCGCAGCCGCUCUCUCUUGAGUCCAUCCUCAGUCUCUCCUACCCCUUGAAGUAGGGGGACCCUGAAUUUGCCCAUCCACCUGGGUCACUUUGAGAGUUGUGCAGGGGGGCUGGGAGCACUGGUGUUCACGUGGGACCACAGGCUGCACCAUAAGACCCACUCACAAUAAAAAAAUAAAAGGCCGAGCCGGGCAUGGUUGCUCACUCCCGUAAUAAAAAAAUAAAAGAACAGGCUGAGCCGGG